This is a messenger RNA of Lachancea thermotolerans CBS 6340, 768 nucleotides long. It is a transcript of the gene ENT4, whose product is annotated as Ent4p. Gene Ontology annotation, biological process: endocytosis; actin filament organization. The transcript has a single exon. Gene Ontology annotation, molecular function: clathrin binding; phospholipid binding. The coding region runs from base 1 to 768 and encodes 255 amino acids. Gene Ontology annotation, cellular component: plasma membrane; endosome; clathrin vesicle coat. NCBI's taxonomy places the organism in Eukaryota, Fungi, Ascomycota, Saccharomycetes, Saccharomycetales, Saccharomycetaceae. The record is from RefSeq and is a predicted model, not a curated record.
AUGUCGCUUUUGAGGACUGUGAGAAGCUUUGGGCAGUCUCAGACGGAAAUCAAGACCAAGAACGCAACCAAUGAUGACGAAUACAGUGGAGCUACUGGGUCACUUAUGAAUGAGAUUUCCGUUCUGACCUACAGCUCUCGGACAUUAAGAGAGAUAACCGCGGUGGUUCGCAAGCGCUUGAGCGGAAACAAUCGCAAGAGCUCACAUAAAAACGCUGUGCAUAUCCUGAAAACCCUCACCUUGACCGCGUAUCUGAUAAACAAUGGUUCCAACGAGUUCGUGGCGUGGAUUAGAUCCUACGUGUACUUAAUAGACUCACUGAAGGAGUUUACUAUAGGGAGCAGAGGACAAGAGCGGAUGGCCGUGCAGAUUCGGAGCCUUGCUUCCACGCUCUCAGUGAUACUCAGGGACGACGAAUUACUGCGGCAGCGGCGCAGCGACGUAACACUAUUCCGGUCGAGUAUAUCGACGCCCGGACGAAAGUCCACCGACAACAGCCACUUGAAAUUCACUCAGCUGAGCAACCGAGCAGAGGAUCUCCGCAAUACAAGACCUACGCGAAGCCUGGAUGUCGGCAGCCGGUCAUAUCCACGCCAUAGUCUGGACCACGCGAGGGCUCGGGUAGCGCUGGACCCGUUGACCGAAGAAGAAGCCUUGGACAAGGAAAACAUAUGCCCUUCUGUGCGCUCCGAACAAAAGUUCCAAGAAGAAGGCGUGUUCAGGCGUCGGGGUGUAACGAGGCUGGCUUCAAACAACCCUUUUAGAUAG